Molecule: messenger RNA, 702 nt
Organism: Zeugodacus cucurbitae (melon fly)
Lineage: Eukaryota; Metazoa; Arthropoda; Insecta; Diptera; Tephritidae
Exons: 2
Coding region: 121-552 (143 amino acids)
Source: RefSeq, a predicted model, not a curated record
UUGGGUCAAUCCUACUAUUUAAGCAACUUAAAUUGAUAUUAUUGAAUCAGUGUGAAAAACAUCUCUCAGUUUAAUGUCCAUUAUAAUUCAUUACAAACUGAAAAGGGCUUUCACUCUAAGAUGGCUUCAAAAAUUAAUUGGGUACAUCUAAUAAUUGGAGUUUUACUCAUUUCACGAAAAAUCUUUAGUACUUCUGGAAAAUCAGUAUAUGGUGACAUGAUAGCGCAGUCCUCUCUACGAACGGCUAGAUCAGCGGGGGCAGAUUGGAAUAAUUAUCGGCUGCCGUUCCCACAAAGCCAUGCCGAAAUAAGGCCGUUACAACGUGAUAGGAUUUGGGAAAAGUUAGCACAUGAAUUCAGGGCUGAGGAUGCUGUGGAAUCAGUACAUCAUAACAAGAGAGAGGCAGCUGCUCCAACUGCCUCUGAGAGGAGGAUGCUUGAGGAUCUUUUGAGAGAACUCCAAGCAGACAAAGAAAAACCUAAAAAGUAUAAAAAACGUAGAAAGAAGAGAAAGAAGGUAUCGUCUACUGAUAAUCCUAUAAAAGGCCAAUAGGGCAAAGCAAAUCAGUAACAGCAAGUGUCUCUAUACCACAUGGAUUCUAAUAAUAAUAAAUGUUUAUGUUUCUUUACCUAACUUUAUCUAACAUUAUUAAAUACCAAAUACAUUAAUCAAUGAAUAAAUAAAGCAAUAUUUAAAUAUUAA